This is a messenger RNA of Chlamydomonas reinhardtii, 1616 nucleotides long. RefSeq lists its product as uncharacterized. The record is from RefSeq and is a predicted model, not a curated record. Bases 157 to 1143 code for a protein of 328 amino acids. Lineage: Eukaryota; Viridiplantae; Chlorophyta; Chlorophyceae; Chlamydomonadales; Chlamydomonadaceae. The transcript has a single exon.
GACGAUAAAACGCCACGCCAGCGCCUGGAAAGAAACGCCGCCCAAAAGGAAACCUAGGGGGCCUGCACAGGUGAUGCAAGCGUCAGCCGCAAGUUCAACUUCGGUGACCCACCCUGAACCUCCUCCACUUCACAAAGCGCGCCACCCGCCGACCAGAUGGCAACAAAGUGCUCCAGCUUAGCCGCCUUGAGCUGUGCGGUGAGAAGCUGUGUGGGCAGAGCCCUGCCUCCCCCGCAGGACGGUGCUAGCUCGCCGCCGCACGUGCCCACUGGGCGGCCGGCAGGGGGACAGCAGGCUGGUGGGGGCAGCGGGUUGGGACGCCAUGGUGGAGGAGCGGGGCGGGCAGUGCCCCAGGCGCCGCCCCAGGCGCGGCCGCCACUGCAGACGUCACAACCGGCGGGUGGUGGUAAGGGCAGGGGCAGGGGCCUGGGCGCGCCGGCUGGGGUUUCGGCCGACACGGUUGGGCGCGCUGGUGGGGGUGCGGGCAGUGAGGCGGAGUACGGGGCCGUUUGCCUGACCCGGGACACGUGUGUUGCCAUCGGCUCUGACCUCGUGACGCACCGGAACCGCUGCGCAGAUGUGCAGGGGUUUGAGUGGGCGCAGCUGGGCCGCGACACGCUUGGUGGCCGCCUCCUCGCCUACCUCCGUGACCAGGGCGCCACCGUACCGGACUGGGCCGUCUGCCGCGUGCCGGCCGGCCGUACCGCCGUCCUGGCACAGCUGCGCGACGAGUUCACUGGCUGGUGGCGCCUAUACUCAGCCCAGCCUGCAGACACGCCCCUGCCUUCCGACGUGACGGAGCAGCUGGAUGACGCCGCGCAGCAGGUGCAGACGGCCUACAUGGACUACGUGCUCCUAGACGCCCGCACCCUGCGGUCCGCUAAGCGUGGGCCGGCGGACCCCGGCGGGGCCAGUGGGCCCAGCCGCCGGCAACGCCAGCACCGCAGCCGCAGUACCUCCAGCCUCAUGAGCCUGGGCAGCGCUCCAUUGCACCCCGGCGGUGCCAGCUCAGGUGCCGCUAGCAUGAGCACCAGCAGCGGCGGCGCGCCCCCCAGCCAGGGUGGCGGCCGCCGCGGCAAACACCACAGCAGCAACAGCAACCGCAACCGCCACGGCGCUGCCGUGGCCGGCGGGGGCUCAUAAUGCGGCCAACAGUGGGAGCGGCGAACCUUCGGCUGCUGACAGUGAAUGUCAACGGCCUGGGCUCGCCGUUCAAGGCGCGGGCGCUGGUCUCGCACCUACAGCAAGUUGGGGCGGAUGUGGCGAUGGUGCAGGAGACCCACGCUACUGACACGACGGUGCUGGAGUCUUGCCUUCGUGCCGCGCAGGGGGCGUGCCUUCCGUGGCGCCACUGCCUCGCUGCCAGCCCGGCAGCAUCGCCCCGCUCCUGUGGGACGGCUAUCCUGGCGCGGAGUCGGCUGUCCCUUCCAGGCUCCCGGUCACCCCACCAGGAAGGGCCCUGGUUUACCAAAACCCAUCCACACCUUGGUGGUGUGUAGACCCCCCCUGUGGUGCAGGGAGUCUCUGGGGUACAAGGCUGGAGCUCUGGGCCUGCAACUGGAGAGCUUUCAAGUUCAAGAUUUUUUUUUUUUGAGGAAUCAUCCUUACAAGGUUGA